UUAUUUUGUGCUAAAAACAUAUUACAAACAAUUUCUUGUUUUACAAUUCCAAGAAAAGAAAAAAAAUAUCAAUUUGCUCAUAGUGUCGACAUGGUGUGCCCAAAUAGCAAUCCAUUAGUAGAAAAAGUAUGUGAAUUAUAUGAGCAAAUUUCAAGAUUGGAGAACCUUAGCCCUUCCAAAGAUGUCAACAUAUUGUUCACAGAUCUUGUCCACACGUGCAUGCCUCCUAAUCCCAUUGAUGUCUCUAAGCUCUGUCAAAAAAUUCAACAAAUUAGGUCUCAUCUCAUCAAACUAUGUGGUCAAGCUGAAGGACUUUUAGAGUCACACUUUUCUAAAAUUCUUGCCUCAUAUGAAAACCCCCUUCAACAUCUUCACAUUUUUCCAUAUUUUGACAAUUACAUCAAACUCAGUUUACUUGAGUACAACAUCUUUACUAAAAACACAACAAAUAUCCCCAAAAAAAUUGCUUUUAUUGGAUCAGGUCCACUUCCACUUACCUCACUUGUUUUAGCUACUAAACAUCUUACUACUACUUAUUUUCACAACUAUGACAUUGAUGUUGAUGCUAAUUCCAUGGCGGCCGCCCUUGUGGCGGCCGAUCCUGACUUGUCAAGCCGUAUGACUUUUCAUACGGCCGACAUCAUGGAUGUAACGUGUGCCUUGAAAGACUACGAUGUAGUCUUUCUGGCCGCGUUGGUUGGUAUGGAUAAAGAGGACAAAGUUAAGGUUGUUGAUCAUCUUGCUAAAUACAUGUCUCCAGGGGCUACCCUGAUGCUUAGAAGUGCACAUGGUGCGCGCGCUUUUCUCUACCCUGUCCUCGAUCCUCGUGAUCUACGAGGAUUUGAGGUACUUUCGGUGUACCAUCCUACAGAUGAGGUGAUUAAUUCUGUGAUAAUUGCGCGAAAAUUGCCAGUUCCUUGUGUUCAACCACUUGAUGGAUUGGGUGCCUAUGUGUUACCUAGCAAAUGUGCUUGUGCUGAGAUUCAUGCUUUCAAUCCACUCAAUAAGAUGAAUUUGGUUGAGGAAUUUGCACUUGAGGAGUGAGAUUUAUGUGUUGAAGAAUUUAUAAUUUGUCUUGUGCUAUGUUUUCAUUAUAUUAUGUUCCUCAUAAAUGUGGAGUACUUCCAUUUUGAUUUUUCAUUAUUAGUAGUAAUACUUUGUUGUUGUAUCCCUAACUGUUUGAUCAGUGUGUCCCAUUUGUGUGUCUCAAACUACAAAAAAAAAAAAAAAAGGCAUGACACUAUGAGGCCUUUUGUUAAUCUUACAAAUUUUAUCUAUAUGAAUAUCAACCAUAUUGAAA
Solanum verrucosum is the source of this 1300-nucleotide messenger RNA. Its product is annotated as nicotianamine synthase. The transcript has a single exon. The record is from RefSeq and is a predicted model, not a curated record. Gene Ontology annotation, biological process: nicotianamine biosynthetic process. Lineage: Eukaryota; Viridiplantae; Streptophyta; Magnoliopsida; Solanales; Solanaceae. The coding region runs from base 91 to 1044 and encodes 317 amino acids. Gene Ontology annotation, molecular function: nicotianamine synthase activity.